AUGCCAGACGUUGUUUUCGAUAUAAUUGGCACUUGCAUAGGCUAUGAUGUGAUGCUAGAUGCAAUCGAAACAAGAUUGGGUAGCAAACUAAAGGCCUAUAACAUUGGUACCAAGGUGUUUUUUGAUGCAUGGGGUACAGCGUGCGAGAGAGAUUUUUCCUAUCUUUCACAGAUAGGCAACUACCAACCGACUAAAAAGAUCCUGAAAGCUACCUUUUACAGAGCUUUGCAUCAUGCAGGCAUACCAGAUCCCAUGGGCCUAGUUCCGGACGAGGAUCUGGAGUAUCUUUCAGAACAGUGGUUGAAGCUGAAAGCUAGGCCUGAAUUGUCUAAAAUGUGGAAUCUACUUCGCCAAGAAGGGUUUACAAUCUGGUGCCUGACAGAUGGCGACAAAGAUAGAGUCAAAGGCUACUUUAAUAACUCCUCCAUAGAAAUGCCUGAUGAAAACAUUGUCUCAUGCGACAGUUUGAAGAUUGGUAAACCCACCCCCGAGGUUUACAAGUUUAUGUUGAACAAAAUACCGGGAAAAGGGAAGGAUGCAUGGUUUGCAGCAGCUCACAUGUGGGACUGUUGUGCAGCCAAAAAGGCAGGAUUCCAGACUGCGUGGACUAAUGUCUACGAGAAAUUCCCAUGCACAGACAUCUUUGGAAAACCUGAUCUCAUUUGUGAGGGCUUGAUUGAUAUGGCAGAGAGUAUUAUUGAAACCUACAAAAGCAGUGAAUAG
Molecule: messenger RNA, 723 nt
Organism: Ogataea philodendri
Lineage: Eukaryota; Fungi; Ascomycota; Pichiomycetes; Pichiales; Pichiaceae
Exons: 1
Coding region: 1-723 (240 amino acids)
Source: RefSeq, a predicted model, not a curated record